AGCUCGCCGGGGCGGGCCGCGCUGCCAGCCCGGCCCCGCUGCCAGCCCGGCCCCGCGGGCGCUGCGGCGGCGCGAUGGUGGAGGCCUGGUACAUGGACGAGUCCCAGGAGGACCAGCGAGCGCCGCAUCGGCAGCGGCCCAACCGCGCCGUCAGCCUGGAGCAGCUGCGCCGCCUCGGCGUGGUGUACCGCAGGUUGGAUGCUGAUAACUAUGAGACUGAUCCAUGCUUGAAAGAGAUUCGGAGAGCAGAAAAUUAUUCUUGGAUGGAUAUAGUGACCAUACAUAAAGACAAGCUUCCAAAUUAUGAGGAAAAGAUAAAAACAUUUUAUGAGGAACAUUUACACCUCGAUGAUGAAAUUCGCUACGUCUUGGAUGGAUCUGGCUAUUUUGAUGUUCGAGACAAGGAUGACAAAUGGAUUCGGAUUUCCAUGGAAAAAGGAGAUAUGAUAACCCUCCCUGCUGGCAUAUAUCACCGAUUUACACUGGAUGAGAAUAAUUACGUGAAGGCAAUGAGGCUGUUUGUUGGAGAACCCGUCUGGACUGCGUACAACAGGCCGGCUGAUGAUUUUCCUGCUCGGAAACAGUAUAUGAAGUUUUUAGCUGAAGAAACACAUAAUGGUGUCUGAGACCUGACAGGUGGAACAUCCUGAAGCCCCAUCAGAAUGAAUGUGCCUUGUUGCUUUUCACUGAUUAAACCUGUAUUUACAUGGGAAAUUGGAAUCACAGAAUCAUAGAAAAAUUUAGAUUGAAAGGUUAUUUGAGAUCAUUUAGUCUAACCCUGUGAAUUACUGUGCCAGUUUUAAAGCUAGACCAAGUUGUUCAAGACCCUGAAUUCUGGAGAUCUCUGGUGGUGGAGGUCCCACAGCCUCUCUGGGUACUGGUUCCAGCACUUAAUAUGCUCCCAUGGCCAAGCAUUUGUUCUUCAUGGCCAACUCCCUGGUUGCAGUUGCUGGUUAUCUGUUGCCCUUUCACUGCAUGUCUGAGGAGAGUCUGGGUCUGUCUUCUUCACAGUCCCUGCUCUAGUAGGAAGCUGUAGUUUGGUCUCUGAGCCUUCUCCUCUGCAGGCUGCACAAACCCUUGGCUGGGCUCCCAUCUGUUAAGUACGAGGUUCAACAUGUUUUUCCCUAGUUCUGGUGACUGAGGGAUGUCACUUGUAGCCACCUGAUAGUUAAGCUUGGACCACAGGCUGUUUUGAGCCCAAGAGACCUGAGGUUCUUCAUCCACCCAGUAGAUUGUAUCCUUAGUCAGGCUACAAGGCUGCUGUGGGACACACAGGUGAAAGCCUUGCUGGAGUCAAGGUGAAUGUCCCCUCUGCCACAGAGCCAUUGCCCCUGCCAGCUGCUGUCAAGCGGAAUGUGCCUUUGGUGAACUAGCAUUGACUGAUAGCUCCCCAUCACCUGGAAUUUCUUGUGCCUGGAACACCUUCCAUAAUGACUUACUCUGUAACAUUCCUGGGGACUGAAGCAGGGUUGAGCAGCCUGCAGUUCCCCAGAUCUUCUUUUGUGUCUUUUUGAAGGUGGCAGUAUUAUCUGCCUUUUUCCACUCAAAAAGGUUUUCCUGAUCUCUGUGACCUUUCAAAGAUGCCAGCAGCCUUGCAGUGACAUUAGCUAGUUGCAUUUACAGUUGCUCAGGAAUCCAUCUUCUAACCUUUAUUUCCUUGGUAUUUCUGGCAGGUAGAAUUGUGAGAGGUGGGCUACAUUAAUAUUAAUUUUGUUCAAAAUCCAUGCUAAUGAACUACGUAGGAUUCUGGUUUUAAUUAAAGAAAAUAAACCCUCCUUCAUUCUUGUCUAAAAAUGUUCAUAAGAUAAAUUUGCAUAAUCAGCAUUUUAGUAUGCAGCUCUGGUACAUAAAGCUGUGGUUUUCUCAGUAAAAUGUAGCAAUUUGUUCUUGGGAGUUAUUAAUAAAAUUAUUUUGACCUA
Messenger RNA from Poecile atricapillus (Black-capped chickadee), 1919 nucleotides. RefSeq names its product acireductone dioxygenase 1 (gene ADI1). The transcript is spliced from 4 exons. The coding region runs from base 75 to 626 and encodes 183 amino acids. Lineage: Eukaryota; Metazoa; Chordata; Aves; Passeriformes; Paridae. Gene Ontology annotation, molecular function: acireductone dioxygenase [iron(II)-requiring] activity. The record is from RefSeq and is a predicted model, not a curated record.